Panicum virgatum (switchgrass) is the source of this 897-nucleotide messenger RNA. RefSeq names its product ATP-dependent DNA helicase PIF1-like. Bases 1 to 897 code for a protein of 298 amino acids. NCBI's taxonomy places the organism in Eukaryota, Viridiplantae, Streptophyta, Magnoliopsida, Poales, Poaceae. Gene Ontology annotation, biological process: DNA repair; telomere maintenance. The record is from RefSeq and is a predicted model, not a curated record. Gene Ontology annotation, molecular function: DNA helicase activity. The transcript has a single exon.
AUGACAAAGAGGCAAGCGGUGGAGGCUCUUGACAAAAGCUUGAGAGAUAUAAUGGAUCGGCCGGAGCUGCCGUUUGGUGGGAAGAUUGUUGUUUUUGGUGGAGAUUUCAGGCAGGUCCUCCCUGUUGUCCUGAAGGGGUCGAGGGCUCAAAUAGUCAAUGCUUCGCUGCGGAGGUCGUACCUUUGGGAUUGGAUGCGGCAUCUAAAGUUGGUGCGCAACAUGCGGGCACAGAGCGACCCAUGGUUUGCAGAUUAUCUCUUGCGCAUCGGUGGUGGAACAGAGGAGGUAAACGGUGAUGGAGAUGUCCGUCUCCCGGACGAUAUAUGCGUGCCUUAUACUAGAGAUGGUAAGGAUCUUGAUAGAUUGAUUGAAUGCAUAUUCCCAGAGCUGAAUGAGAACAUGGCAAGCAAAGACUACAUCACUUCGAGGGCGAUUUUGUCAACACGAAAUGAGCGGGUGGAUAUGAUUAAUAUGAAGAUGAUCAGUAGUUUUCAAGGGGACGAGAUGGUUUAUCAUAGCUUUGACUCUACAAUUGACGAUCCACAUAACUAUUACCCCUCGGAGUUUCUUAACACAUUGACCCCAAAUGGUUUACCUCCACACAUGCUAAAGCUUAAGAUCGGCUGCCCAAUCAUAUUGCUUAGAAAUAUCGACCCUGCGAAUGGACUCUGCAACGGAACGAGACUGGUGGUACGAGGAUUCGCAAAAAACUCAAUCAACGCUGAAAUUGUAUUGGGCCAGCAUGCUGGAAAGCGGGUUUUCCUUCCUCGGAUACCCUUAUGCCCAUCAGAUGAUGAGAUGUUCCCGUUCCAGUUCAAGAGAAAGCAAUUCCCUAUUAGGCUCAGCUUUGCCAUGACGGUUAACAAGGCACAAGGGCAAACUAUUCCCAACGUGUGA